Molecule: messenger RNA, 333 nt
Organism: Plasmodium inui San Antonio 1
Lineage: Eukaryota; Apicomplexa; Aconoidasida; Haemosporida; Plasmodiidae
Exons: 2
Coding region: 1-333 (110 amino acids)
Source: RefSeq, a predicted model, not a curated record
AUGAUUCAUGAAAAGCGGAAAAAACCAAGUACCGCAAAUCAGUCAGAGAAACAGGACUGCGCAAACUACAAAAUGUUCUUUAUCGUUUCUACGCUGGACUCAAUUCUCCUCAAAAGGUUAUCUGCAAAAUUGGGGAACGAGGCAAAGAAAUUGGGAUCGAACACAAACAUAGAAAACACGAACAUAGCAAACACGAACAUAGCAAACACAAACAUAGCAAACACAAACAUAGCAAACACAAACAUAACAAACACAAACAUAGCAAACACAAACAUAGUAAACACGAACAUAGCAAACACAGACAUAGCGAAAACGAAUGGAAGAAACAACUAG